AAAGACGGCUCUGAUUGAGCUACAGAGCGACCUUGAUUUACUCCAUAGCGUCGCCGCGUCGCUGCAGACUCAAAUGUCGCGUCUUCAGUCAUUUGAGAAUGACUAUAAGACAGCAUUGUCUGCGACACGUCGCAUUCCCCCAGAGAUCACGAUGAAGAUCCUAUGCUGUUCGUCAAAAGAUUUCAGAUUUGACGUCUUCAGAAUCCGAGAAGGGCCAUGGUAUCUUGGUCAAGUUUGCAGCUCGUGGCGACAAGUUAUCGAAACACUUUGUCCGGAGCUAUGGGCCUCCAUAAUAGUGAGGGUUUCGUUCUCCUAUAUGCCUCCGAAAGGCAAAUUGGUGGAGAGGCUCCGCGUCGUCCUUGAACGCUCUUGUAAUCAUCCUCUGGAUUUUCAUUUUAGGUUCUGCGGCACUGAGGUGGAAGAAAGUGACUUUGAAGAAAUGGAGCGGUGUUUUGAUGUCAUGAUCGCUCAUUCAAACCGAUGGAGAGUCGCCGAUAUGAUGAUUACCCCUUCCCUUAUCGAACGCUUACCUCGCAUUCGCGGAAAGAUUGAUUGGCUGAGAGUCAUGUAUCUCAGCUGUGGUUAUGAACCUGGGCCUGGAGACAUCCAUGCCUUCGAAAUUGCCCCCAAACUCGAAGACCUGUAUCUGAGAGGCAUGCACGGAGAGACCAACAUUCAUUUCCCAGCGUCCAAUCUUGUAUCUCUCUCUGACGCAAGAUCAUUUGGCGGGGAUCGGCUGACUCCCGAGUAUCUUCACAUCGUUAAAUCAUCUCCAAAGCUUCGUUCAAUUUCGUACAAUGACCAUGGUUUUCAAAGCCCGAAUAUCAAUUCUGUUUUCCAUCCUCCCGUCAUGUCUCCAUCGGUCGAAGAGCUUUCGGCGUCUUCGCCGAGUUUUAUGCGCAGCCUCGUACUACCUUCGCUGAAAAACGUCAGGCUAACAACCGCUGCGUAUGACGGAGAUCUGACAGAAGAAACGAUGAGUUGCCCUGUGGAUGCGCUUGGUGCACUCCAUGAGCUGCUUUUGCGGUCGCGAUGUUCCCUAUCACGGUUGUCCCUCGUCGAUGUAGUCUUAGACAACAAUCUCGUGAACAUCAUACGGCUCAUGCCCGCCUUGCAGGAUUUCAUCGUCCAAUUCACCGAGUGGGUAGAUGAUUAUGAUCCCAUUAUGCAGUCUCUAGUGACACAAUUAAGUGAGACUAGUAUGGUAGAUGGGUCACUUCAGCACUCCAUGGUCCCUUCUCUGAAAUCAAUCGAUGUUUACAUGCUCCGUGUCCGGUACAAUCACCUCUCUUUCAUCGAUUCCACGUUUGUCGAUAUGGUUGCUUCGCGACUGCGUCUACCAUCCGGCGCACCACGCCUCAUGAAGCUCAAUCUACAUAUAAGUGGGCGGGGAGGGAGCAGUGAUUUUGAUGAGGAGGCUAAGAAUGCCUUGAUGAGUUUGAAAGACGAGGGACUUCAGCUUAAUUACUUUGUGUGUGGAUGAAGGAGAUUGAGAACGAGGUCCAAUCCUGAUGACUGAUAUGACAGAUAUAUUGUCAUUAU
Messenger RNA from Desarmillaria tabescens, 1542 nucleotides. RefSeq lists its product as uncharacterized. The record is from RefSeq and is a predicted model, not a curated record. NCBI's taxonomy places the organism in Eukaryota, Fungi, Basidiomycota, Agaricomycetes, Agaricales, Physalacriaceae. The coding region runs from base 74 to 1483 and encodes 469 amino acids. The transcript has a single exon.